UUCAAUGUCGAGACCCCGUGGGAAAUAGCGCAGUUUCUUGUUGGAGAAGACAGCCGAGUCGCCUCAGUGCAGUGUUAAGUGCGAGAGGGAUUAUACAAACUUGAAAAUGCGGCUAUUUUUGGUCAUCUAUGUUCUCAUACUGAUGUUUGCGCUGACUCGAGCCAAGCAGAGGGCCGAAGUGCAAAAGUCACAAAUCACGAAACUGGAAGUGGUAAACCUCGGCGAGGUCGAAGUUAAAUCUGAUUUGAAGCAAUCCGACGUCCAGCGAAAACGAGACUCCGGAUACACCUACAACAGGCCGAAUCGUGUCUCUCCAAAUGGUCGGUUUCGCAUCCAAACGCAUCCGUCGAGAAGUCAAAUCGCAUUUAAAGUCCCUGGACAGUUAAGCAGACCAUUUAUGCAAUAUGGACCGCCGAGUCACUCAACUUCCGGUUCGGCGACACACGAAUAUCAUGCUCAGCAACAUGGAAACCAAUUGCAGUAUAACGUCAAUCACCAGCAAUCGGCCAGUAUCGGUGGAACAGGACCGAUGGGACAAGAAGUACCGAGCCCGAUCAGAAACGUCGAUUUCGCGGAGGUGAAUCCGUUCGCUAGUCAGAAUGACGUGCCGUUUGGCACAAACACCGCUAAUUAUCUACCGCCACAGAAUCAGAAGCUGCCGAUUUACUCUUCAACGAACAAUUUCGACUCGCAAAGCAUUUCGGGUCAGGUUCACGGCACGAGCUCGCAGAGCCAGAACUUCGUGCAGGCUCAGAAUCAUGAAAUUUCCGACGCCGCGCUUUUCCUGUCCGAGAACGCGCAGGCGAUCGAGCAACUUUACGGCGCACCCGCGAGCCAUCAGGACUUCGCGCCUGGCAACGAUCAAUUUCACGAUAUCGGUAAUCCGAUUGGUAAUCUGCACAGUCAAUUCGAGAGUACUUCGCAGAACCCUGAGGGAUUCCGUGGCGCGUUGCCGUCAUACGCGUCGGGUACGCUCGAUCCUCGAAAGACCUUGGAACAAAUUCAGUCCCUAGAGAAAGAUCGGCUGAUCGUGCAAUUGCAGCAGGCCCUUGCCCAGGCUCAGACUAACCCGAGCGCAAACGCGGCGGGAAGAUAUGCUCAGAACCAAGCGGGCUUCGUUCAGAAUCAGCAACUUCUCGCCUCCAUAAGUCAGCAAGUGAACUCACAUAUUCCCACGACGCCGCAGUCUGCAGCCUUUGGCCCUGGGAACACCGCCUUCAGUCAGUCUACCUUUCUACCAGAAACCACGGUCAACCCCUUGGGAUUCCCCGUUAACUACGGUGUUCCGACCACCACGCAAACUCCGACUACAACAACUACCGCCGGAAUACUCACUACGCAAUCCCCAUUGCAACCAUCCAAGGGUGAUGGUAUCGUCCAAGUUGUGUCAUCGCAAACCGCUUCUAACCAGCCUGGUUCUUCCGCGACUGGAUCUCCCACGGGAGUCCCCCUUUACGGUGGAUUCGUGCCGACCUUCAUCACGGGGACCAGUUUGAUUCCCAACUACGGUACCAACAUCUUUACGUCCGGUCCCCUCAAACCCGUGCAAUCCCCCGACGCAUCCCCCACCCAUUUCGGGAUACCGAUUCCCACGGAACCGCCGCAGAAACCGACAUCAGGACCGGCAUCCUCAACCCCAGCGACAAUACCGUCUCUUUCAUCGUCCAAUCGACCGGGGAUCACGCUGACAUCGGCGGCAAUCGCGCCGGUGGCCCUGCCAAUUCAACCGAUACGACCUGUUGCUCCUCUCGCGACGCCGGUACAUCCGAUCGCCGCUUCCUUGUUGCCGGCGAAUCCCACACAAGUGCAUCCGGUGCAAACCACCCCUGCCGUAACGUCCAGCGUGCAACAUGCGUAUGGUGUGCAGACCGCAUUGAUCAAUCCUGUUCUCUAUAAACCGGUUAAAGCGGUCUACCCGCUGUACUACUAUCCCGUGAACAUCGCAUAUCAGCUGCAGAAGCCUACCUCGCCGAGUUACCCGUGGAAUUACGCGCCUUCGUACGCGACGCAGACAGGACCGGCAAAAAUAUGGAAAUGAGGUGUCCCCGUUCAUAAACAGAUCGCAAGCCGAUCUGCGGUAUUGUGGCUGACUGUCUACUCGCGUGGAAAAGAGAGAAGGGGAGUUUGUAGAAGAAAGUACGGUAAAGGAGAGUCACUAUCGCAAUCGUGUGAUUUGGAUUUGCUAAUGACGUCGCGCUAGAUCGUCUGCUAAACUUUUUCCACGUAAACGAUUUCAUUUUCUUCUUUCGGUAAGAGUUUCAGGCUGACAAAAAGAAUUGUUCUUUGCAAAUCAACCGUUACAAUUGCAAGUUUUAUUUGUUUCCGUUGACAUCGAAUGGCUCUGGAUUGCAUAUUGAAUUGCAUUGCUAUAAAACUUGUAAAUUGUUGUCCAUGAUAUAAUUCAAGUUCCGUAGCUCAUAUUUAUCUACAAGAAUUUAAAUAACAAACUUAAUUUCUAUUGAAUCUAUCAUAAACGAUUACGCAGAAUUAAAUUGAAAAUUAUGCAAUUGCCAACAGUUUCUUCAACAUCCGUAAUUUAUGCACAGUCUUGUAAACAAUCGCAUCGGAAAUUUGAGUGAUUACUAUAUAAGUUCAAAUUACAUACGUAAUUCUAAUCUGUCAAGACUUGCGUUUAUAAUAUUACAAAUUUUAGAAAACAAUUGUUUUUCUCCGCCUUUGUGGAUUUUAUAUAGCAUUUAGUAUCUCAGCGUACUUGAGUUUCUCGCUGCUGAGGAGAGUAACUACGAUGAUUGUUCAAUACACGCCUCGUAGAUCCACUGCGUCAUCUGUCAUUGCGCAUCCGCUGAUUUCGAAAUUCAUCAUCGAGAAAGUGACAAGCAGGUGAUAAUUAGCGCAGUUGUCUCAUUGGAAUUGGGAUACUGUGGUAAGAAUGUCAAGCGAGCAUUUCCAAGCAUUACUCGCCGUUUCGAGUUGCUGACAAUACGUAAAAAGAAAUUUUCUAUUCAUACGAACGUUUGAAGAUGUUAUUUAUAGAAUAGGAAUAUUCGUCGAUUUCUCUUAAGUACAGUGUUCCUUUUACGUUUUCCUUACCUUCGGAUUGUAUUAACUAAUGUUAUGUGUGUGCGCGCGUGGGCGUGAGUGUAUGUGCAUAUAAUUUACUAAACAAUUUAAUUAUAUUAUAUGAAUGAUGAUUGCGGAAUUUCGUGCGUACUUUUUCUACCGUCUCAGAUUUACUUUCGAGCACAUGU
Vollenhovia emeryi is the source of this 3209-nucleotide messenger RNA. RefSeq lists its product as uncharacterized. The transcript is spliced from 2 exons. NCBI's taxonomy places the organism in Eukaryota, Metazoa, Arthropoda, Insecta, Hymenoptera, Formicidae. The coding region runs from base 107 to 2038 and encodes 643 amino acids. The record is from RefSeq and is a predicted model, not a curated record.